UAUGCCACUCUCAAAAUCCGACUCACAACGAGUCGAGAAGGAUCAAUGCAGGGAGUGUCGAGGCUUUGGACACUUCCAGUAUGAGUGUGCUAAUCUUAAGAAGAAGAAUAAGUCACUGAAGGCAACCUGGGAAGAUUCAGAUGAAGAAGGUACAGACGAAUCUUUGUUACACACAAGCAACCUGGUAGUUUAUACCUCAGUCAAGAAGUUCAUGUGUCUCACCACUUCUCAUGCCCCGACCAAGUUUGAAGAAAGUUUGAAAGAAACUAAAGCAUCUGAGGAUGAAACAGAUCAAAAUGUGUGUGUAGAUCCAGUUCACUUACUUGCUAUGGAAAAGUGUGCUCAAGCAUCUGAAGCUCUACAGAAGCUUCAAAAUGAAGUGUUUAGACUUUCAAGAGCAAACAGGGUGCUGAACGAACAAGCAUCUGUCUCCACUGCUACUAAAGAGUGUGAACUGGAUACUGCAAAGGCACGAACUUGUAUCCUUGAGAGUAGU
Striga hermonthica is the source of this 496-nucleotide messenger RNA. Lineage: Eukaryota; Viridiplantae; Streptophyta; Magnoliopsida; Lamiales; Orobanchaceae. The record is from the annotation of a GenBank genome assembly.